This is a messenger RNA of Polyodon spathula (Mississippi paddlefish), 5207 nucleotides long. It is a transcript of the gene ell2, whose product is annotated as elongation factor for RNA polymerase II 2. The record is from RefSeq and is a predicted model, not a curated record. Bases 34 to 1944 code for a protein of 636 amino acids. The transcript has 12 exons. Gene Ontology annotation, molecular function: cis-regulatory region sequence-specific DNA binding. Gene Ontology annotation, biological process: snRNA transcription by RNA polymerase II; transcription elongation by RNA polymerase II; positive regulation of transcription elongation by RNA polymerase II. Gene Ontology annotation, cellular component: transcription elongation factor complex. NCBI's taxonomy places the organism in Eukaryota, Metazoa, Chordata, Actinopteri, Acipenseriformes, Polyodontidae.
GUACGUCAGAGGGAUGGCUGAGGGGAGCUGAAGAUGGCGGCGCUGUGUGAGGAUGGGAGGUACGGGCUGUCCUGUGGGAGACUGAACCCCGGCAAACUCUCAGUGUUACAUGUCAAAUUAACAGAGACAGCAUUCAGGGCACUGGAAAAUUACCAGAGCUGCAAGAACGUACCAUCCCCUCAACCAUCUAUUCAAUUCAGAGGACUCCAGGGGCGUAUUAAAAUCCCAAGAACAGAUGCUCCCAAUGAACUGCGAAACUUUGAUUUUUACUUGUCCAACGUUGGCAAAGAUAACCCUCAGGGAAGCUUUGACUGCAUUCAGCAAUAUGUUUCCAGUUCCGGAGCCCCCCAACUCGACACCCUGGGAGUUAUACAAGAUAAAAUCACAAUCUGUGCGACCAACGAUUCAUAUCAAAUCACCCGGGAGAGAAUGACACAGGCAGAAGAAGAAACCCGUACCCGAAGUACCAAAGUCAUUAAACCAGGAGGACCAUUUGUAGGUAAAAGGGUUCAGAUACGGAAACCAGCCCCAGGAGCACCAGACCCUGCGCCCGAAAGGAAACGGUCAACCCCCAUCAACCCCGCCAACACGAUACGAAAGUGCAACAUGAACAGCGCCAUGGCCCAGAGACCGUACAGGGACAGAGUGAUCCACUUCCUGGCUCUGAAGCCGUAUAAGAAACCUGAAGUACUGGCACGCCUGCAGCGAGAUGGUGUCGGUCAGAAAGACAAGAACUCUCUGGGAUCCAUCCUGCAGCAGGUCGCUAAUCUGAACCCAAAGGAUAACUCGUACACACUGAAGGAAUAUGUGUACAAAGAGAUUCAGAAAGACUGGCCUGGAUAUUCUGAAGAAGACAAACAGCAGCUAGAACGUGUGCUUGCCCGUAAAUUAGGGAUGCCCUUGAAUUCCACAGGACUGUCAGAAGCUCUUCCCUCAAGUCCACCCAAAGAUAAUGUUUCUGCAUCUCUUCUCUCUCAGAAACGACUCCUGGAAGGGGACUUUAUCGAUCCUUUGAUGCCGAAGAAAUCACGAAUCUCCCACCUUACAAAUCGCGUCCAGCCGACCCUGAACGACCACUUGUCUCCGCCCAGAGAACAGAAACCUUCAUCAACUUCCUGUCCGACCCCUCCACCUUGCCCUCCCCCUUCUCACCUCCCUUUGUCCCGCCCACCUCUCCCCCACAAUUCCAACUCCCCCAGCACACCUGAGGGAGUGGGGACACAGGACCUCCCUGUGGACAGCUUCAGUCAAAACAGGAACGCUUACGAGAACCAGCCGGACAAAUCUGCUUCUCUGACUCUCAAGGCGAGCUGCGCUCUGCCUCUUCCACUUGUAUCGAAGAGCUCAGAGCAGCCUCCAGGCACAGAAUACAGCCCCCCGCAGAGCAAGAAGUCCAAAAAGAAAUCUAAGAAACACAAGGACAGGGACAGGGACAGGGAGAACAAGCAUAAGAUUGAGAGGACUGACGAAAACCCCCCAAAAAAGCAUGUUGAGGCUGAAAUGGACACCACCCCACAGAUGGAGAAAAACACAAAUUCAGAUAGAGAAGAAAAGAGAGAGACUUGCACAGACUCGACUGAGCUCUCAUCAAGCACCAAAUCUCCUGAUUACUUGAUGAAGUACACUGCAAUUGUCUCCCUUGGCCAACGUCAAACGUACAAAGACGACUUCAACGCAGAGUAUGAAGAGUACAGGAAUCUGCAUGGCAGAGUGGAAAGCAUCACCCGACGGUUUGCACAGCUUGAUGCUGAGCGCAAACGAGUACCCCCCGGCACCAAGGAGCAUCAGAUUAUCCAUGAAGAAGUAUUACAAGAAUAUAAGAAAAUGAAAAUGAGUUGUCCCAACUACCAUGAAGAGAAAUGCAGGUGUGAGUAUCUCCACAACAAGCUGGCUCACAUUAAGAGACUAAUAGCAGAGUUCGACCAACAGAGGGCACAGCCGUGACACUAAGAGCGCUGGGGCUGCUCUGUGGAGCCCCUGCUUUCUCCGGACGAUGAUGUGAAUAAACAACGCUUAUUUAUUUAAAAAGAAAUUCCAAAGUUACUCUAGAAUUGGUAUUACUGAAACUCUGUUUUAAAGAAUACAAAAGUUUCAGGAACAGGUGACUUGAGGUAAAUUUAUUUUCCUUAUUAAUGCUUUAAUGUUUUUAGUUGUUUAAUGUUUUCAUUUUCUUUUUGGGAUUCCUGAGUAAUUGAAAGCUGCUCUCCUCCCUCCCAAAUUCCCUUUUAUCCCGGUUUUCUCAAAGUAGACUUGUUUGUGCAAAAUAGCUGUAUCUCCACAUUGGGGAUCCAAUGGUUGCGAGAAUUGUGUGCAGAAACUAUUAAUGUGGCAAAAACGGUGGUGGGGGGGGGGGCACUAAUGAAAAGGGGGUUGGAUAAACAAAGGUCUGUUAUACCUGUCUGUCUUUGAUCUUAUUAAUGCAAACCCUUUGCCUUAAGUGGUAGGAGGUUUCAGAAGCAAUUUGCACAAAAAUGAUAAACUAAAAAAGUAAGUGUUAGAAGUUUGUUCUGGAGGGUGUAGACGAUUUGUGUAAUAUGGCACUAAACAGCCUAUACUUCUCAAAAGUAACCUUUUAUUAUGCUACGUCAACCCUUCAUUGCAAACGUUGCCUUAAGAUGUUUGCUUAUAUACACUCUGUAGUAAAACCAAUAUCUACACUGCUUCCCAGUCUGUUGGACUAAUGGGGAGCACAUGGUGGCCUACCAAGUAUGGGGGAUGGUGUGUGUGUGUGCAAGGAGGUGUGCUUGUAUGCAUGCAUGGGGGAAAGAAAAGUAAAAACAGGAUUUAAAAUAAAAUAAAAAAGCUGCUGCUCAUAGUAGGCCCAAACACUCAGGAUAAACAGAGUGUCGUCGUUGGUAUUUUCCUGUAAACUUGUAACUUCCUGUUGUGGAAAGGAAAAAGAAAGUUGAUUUAAAGAUCUGUAGUUUGGAGUAAAAAAAAAAAAAAAAAAGUGUGAAAUCACGUAGGAGACAUUUGUAUACUGCUAUAUAUUUUUGAGAAGAGAAAUUCUAUGCAAAGAAGCCGUCGCCUACAUGAACUGUGUAUUCAACAAAUGUGUUCCUCCUGAUCACCAGGAUUUGUAGAGCAGAUGUAUUUAAAAUAUACUGUGAUCAUCGAAUAGCACAAACUUUGAGUUUCAGUUCUAUCUUUUCUGUACUAUAACAAAGUUGUUGUUUUUUUUUUCUUUUGAUUUUUAACCAUCACAGUAAGUUUAUAUGGGAACACUGUUCUUGGGGUGGAUGAACCUUAAGAUUUAUUAAUUGUCCUUUUUUGUUUUGUUUCUUUUCAAAGUGCUGCCUAUUGAAAAGGGAAGCAUUGUGUUUAUAAAACUGAAUGUUAGAAUGUUUGCCAAAUUGCUUUUGGUAUAUCUAGAAAAACUGUUUACUCUCCAGUGUUAGCAAGGGGUUUUUGUGUAUGAACCAGUAACCCAGAAAAUCUACCCAGUUUCAAGUUUGAUAUUUAUGUGGAAAUCAAAUGGGCAUGAAGAUUUGAUAUAAAUACCGGGCUGCGUUUGUGACAAAUGUAUACCAGACGGUGCAAAUAGAAAUGAACUGAGCUAGAUAUCUGUUUAUUUCACCACAAAUGCAUCUUUCUGAUUGGAGUCUGUAACCUUAAAAUAAACAGAGGCUUGCACAAGGUACUUGCACAUUUUGCAGCAAAUGGAGAAGCAUUUAGAUGAUUUGCUGACACGCUACUUUUUGGAGUGGUUGCUCAUAAUUUUAUUAUGUGGAUAGUGGUGUCAGUCACUUCUUGAACCAGAAUAUUUUAAUGCUGAAAAUGUGUAGCUUUAAAUAUGCAACUCAUUUGAUAGGGGAUGUUGUAAUCCAAGCACAAUGGAAUGUCACACUGUAACUUGGAUACUAUGGAAGACAGACCUGAGGUAACUGAACUUCACACAGCCUCGUUUAGUCUCUGCAGUAGACUACUCGUGGUUUUGUGUACUUGUUCUGGCCUUGGCUUCUGUGCUAUUGAAAUAAUAGCAACUAGUUUAGGUAUUUAUUUAGAAGGAAAAAAAUGGAAUUGUUGCCUUUUUACAAGUAGUUUUUUUUUGUUUGUUUUCUGGUUUACUGUGUUGAGCAAAACACUGGUGCUGGAGAGUGCAUUGUUGUUUUUUUUUAUUUUCAAUCAAAUGUUCAUCUGCACUAAAGGCCAGUCAAAAUUGUUCAGCAAAGAUAAUGAAUUGGUUCUGUCUUGCACAAAAAUAGCCUUGUAUUUAGUUCUCUACCUUCUUGGAUGUGCUGCAUUAGUAAGCAGCUCUUCAGUUCAGUCAUUUGUACAAUGGGUUAUAUUCCAAUUGCAACCAGUUAAGGUGCAACAUCUCAGUAGCCCAGUCUCCUUCUAUUAAAGGCUGUUUCCAGAACAAACGUGAUUGAACAAUGUUUGCCUGGCCUUUUAAAAAUAGCAAAUGUUAUCCCCUUGCCUGUGACUGGCAGAAUCUCAAAUAAUAUAUGAUUUAUUUAAGCCUUCCACAAUUUUAAUAUAUUGUAAUUAUAUAUAGUAUUACCUGGAGUUCUGGACAUUAAAUGCCCGUAACUUGCAUUUUUUUUUGUUUGUUUUGUGUAAGAAGCAUUUCAAGGUUGUUUUUUUAUGUAUUUUUUUUUUUUUUUUUUUUUUUUUUGUUAGGAAAAUGGACAGGGUAAAACCAGCACAGUGCCUCUGGCAUUAAAAGGGGGCACAUAUCUUUAACUGCCCGGUUUAGUUCAGUGUGUGUCUUAAAAGCUUGAAUUCACUGUGAUUCUGGCAAGUGCAAUGUGGUAUUGCAUGGUGGCGGCAAACCCCACAUCAUGCCAGGCUUAUUGUGUUAUUUUUAUUCUCAAAUGAGAAUCCUUUCUUGUGAGCACUAAACCUAUGCCUAAAACUAAACCAGUCCAGUUCAUUAAAUCUCUGAUGGAAACUAAAAGCAAUCGGCAAGAAAUUGAACCAUUUUGCUUUUUCAAAGUUGCAGUGUUCCUCUAGCAAAUCCACUUUAUUAAUAUACAUUUUUUCAUCCUAAAGUAGAAAUGUACAUUUCCUUUUGCAAUACAUUUUAAAUGUGUUUAUUCACAAACUCUAAUAUCAUGCAACCUACUUACAGCUAUGGCCAAGUGUCCAAUGAAACCUGCUGAAUGUUUUCCAUAUACUUUAAUUGAAAAAAUGUUACCUUUUGAAAUCUAACAUGAUUUGUAGUUUAUUGGAUUUACGUGAUACAUUAAAUAAUCUACAUUAUG